Molecule: messenger RNA, 4276 nt
Organism: Eublepharis macularius
Lineage: Eukaryota; Metazoa; Chordata; Lepidosauria; Squamata; Eublepharidae
Gene: ANKRD13B
Product: ankyrin repeat domain 13B
Exons: 15
Coding region: 55-1929 (624 amino acids)
Cellular component (GO): cytoplasm
Molecular function (GO): protein binding
Source: RefSeq, a predicted model, not a curated record
UGCAGCGCCCCGACGGCCUCCCCGCCUGCCUCCCCCGGCGCCGGCACUGGGAGGAUGCUGGCCGCCUCCCCAGCGGGCAGGACAAGCGCCGAGAGCCGCUUCCCGCUGCACGCCCUCGUCUGGCACGACCAGCCCGCCCGGCUGGAGCAGGCGCUGGCCGCCGAGCAGGUGGACAUUGAACAGCUAGACCCGCGUGGCCGGACCCCCUUGCACCUGGCCACCACAUUGGGCCACCUGGAGUGUGCCCGGGUUCUACUGCGACAUGGUGCAGAUGUGGCCAAAGAAAACCGGAGUGGCUGGACAGUGCUGCAGGAGGCAGUGAGCACACGUGACCUGGAACUUGUCCAAUUGGUGCUGCGUUACCGUGACUACCAGAGGGCCAUCAAGCGUCUGGCUGGCAUCCCAGUCCUUUUGGAGAAGCUCCACAAGGCUCAAGAUUUUUAUGUAGAGAUGAAAUGGGAAUUCACUAGCUGGGUCCCCUUGGUCUCCAAAAUCUGUCCCAGUGAUACAUACAAGGUGUGGAAGUGUGGCCAGAACCUGAGGGUGGACACAACACUGCUGGGAUUUGACCACAUGACGUGGCAGCGUGGGAACCGCAGCUUCAUCUUCAGGGGACAAGACACCAGUGCGGUAGUGAUGGAAAUUGACCAUGACCGGCAAGUGGUGUAUUCGGAGAGUCUGGCUCUUGCAGCCAACGACCGGGAGGGGCUCCUGGCUGCCGUCCAACCUACAGAAGAGCAGGUGAUGGGGCGGCUCACGGCCCCUGUGGUCACUACGCAACUGGACACACGCAACAUUGCAUUCGAAAGGAACAAGACGGGUAUCUUGGGCUGGAGGAGCGAGAAGACGGAGGUGGUGAAUGGGUACGAGGCUAAGGUUUAUGGGGCUUCCAACGUAGAGCUUAUCACCCGGACACGAACAGAACAUCUUUCAGAGCAGCACAAAGGGAAGAUGAAAGGCAGUAAAACCCCCCUACAGUCGUUCCUAGGCAUUGCCGAACAACACGUGGGCCCCAACAAUGGGGCAUUCAUCACGCAAACCCUGAGCCAGGCCAACCCUACGGCCAUCACGCCCGAGGAGUACUUCAACCCCGGCUUUGAGCUGGGCAGCCGUGACAUGGGGAGGCCCAUAGAACUGACCACCAAGACCCAGAAGUUCAAAGCCAAGUUGUGGCUGUGUGAAGACCACCCGCUGUCGUUGGCUGAGCAGGUGGCCCCCAUCAUUGACCUGAUGGCUGUCAGCAACGCCCUCUUUGCCAAGCUCCGGGACUUCAUCACACUCCGGCUGCCCCCCGGCUUCCCUGUCAAGAUCGAAAUCCCCAUCUUCCACAUUCUCAAUGCCCGGAUCACUUUUGGAAACCUCAAUGGCUGUGAUGAACCCGUGGUCUCCAUUCGUGGCACUGGCAGCCCCAGCAGUGACGCCCCCUCGCCUGGCAGUGACCGGUCCAGCAUCAGCAGCUCCAGCUCCCUCGGCUCCUGCCGGUGCUUUGAAAUGGAUCCAUCCUUGUUUGAGGCCCCGCGAGGCUACAGUGUGGUCGGGAGCCACCCGGACCCCCUGCGCGAGGAUGACGACGACCUGCUGCAAUUUGCCAUCCAGCAGAGCCUGCUAGAGGCAGGGAGCGAGUAUGAUCAGGUUACCAUUUGGGAAGCCCUGACCAACAGCAAGCCAGGCACACACCCUGCCUCCCAGGAGGGAUGCAAAGGGGACAGGACACCGCAGCACACACCACCCUUGCGGCCUGCCACCCCCCAGCGGCCGGUGCCCGCUGUGGGUAGGGGACCCAGCCAAGCCGUGCCCCCCAGUUAUGCCGAACAGCUGCGCUUGGCUAUGGAGCUCUCUGCAAAGGAACAGGAAGAGGCCGAACGGCGCUCACGCCAGGAAGAGGAGGACUUUGAACGAAUCCUGCGCCUCUCACUCACUGAACAAUAGCGCAUCUGCACUGGGGCAUGGGAAGGGGCACCCAUGCGCAAGCCCCAGGGCAGCCUCCAGGGGGUGCCAAAGCUAAUGGACCAUGCCUCCUCCUCCCCCCUUGCAGCCAUUUGAAGAGCUAAUGCACAGAAGCCAGGGGGGAGGGACGUGGGGUCGGGGAGCAACAGCACAGCCGGGAAGGAGUUGGGAAGGUGCCCUUGGUCCUAUGCUGUCUGCCACCCCAUUGCACAGAGCAUGGGGUUCAAAAGGGAAUCAGGGUGGGAAGGGGGAGAGCGGGGGGGGGGAGACUCCAAUUGCAUUCCACCCCUCCUAACACUGAGCCAUUUAAUACCCCCUCCUUCCCCUUGGUAAGGGGAGGCGGGUAAGUCUUAAUGAACCUGAGCUUUGCCGUUAGUUCCCCACUCACCUCACCCCUGCUGGACUUACUUAAAGCAGCCAGGAGGGGGAAAGCAUAAUCCACCCACACUUCCCUGCCCCCCGCAGCCUCCGAGACUAGAUGGGUAUGUCUGCUUUGUUUUCCACCCAGAUGUGCCAGCCUCCUGUCUCCGUACUCAAGAGCUUAAUACAGAUUCUAUUUCUGCAGUUCUGUUUGGCUGCCAGAAAAGGCAUGGAAUGUUUGGUGAUGGGGAAAAUCUCACGCCUUCAUUUUAAAAAGGACCAAGGCUCUAGUCCAUACCGUUGCAAAGAUACGUUUGAAAGUAUACGGGCAUUUAAAGCAUCUUUGAACCUCAGCAACCAGAUUUGUGGCUGAAAGAUGAAGUCAAGAAAUCCACAGAUGGAUCUCGAGGUCUUCUAGAAGUGUAAAUAGCCAGGUGCGGGAGGGAAGAGUUGGAUCGGGCUGUGAUAUGGAGGGAUGACAGGGUGUUCCAGCUUUCAUUCAUUAUAGUUUCCUGACCUUGUUGAUCUCACCCCCAUUAGCUACUAUUAGACCCAUAGCGGGAAACAUAUGGAGCGCCCAUAUGGUACUAGUAUAUUCUGGUCUACCUACCUACCCUGCAGGGCUCAGGGAUGGAGAAUGUGUCCCAGGGUAAGGGAUAUACCCCUCCAUCCUCAUCCCUGCCACAGCCCCAAGGCAAAUUGAGGCCCUUUUCUUAGUGGUUGCUUGCACUUCAAUACCUGUUGUGUGGGGGAAGGGAAUCUAUUAGCAGAUCACUGAAAUCUAGUCUAUUGGGGUAGGAUUCACAGUACUGUAUGUGACUCCUUGCCCCUCCCCUUGUUGACUAGGAGAAGCUAACUUAUUUGCAUCAUUUCUACAGGGCGAGGAAUACAGGGGGUUGAGUUUGCAAGUUUGGGGGCUGUUCCUUGUAGAAGUCAGUUCUGGUUACCCUUUAAUUGGCUUUGCCAUCUGUCUGGGGCAGGGGAAGUUGCUGUUUGGGCAAAAUCCUUUUAGUGCACUCUGGAGACGGAAAGAAACCUGGCUAACUAGUCUGCAUUAAUUAUCACGGGUAGGGAACCAGGAGGCAGUAGCUAUUCUGGACCCAGAGUAGAGGGACGCAAUCUGGUGUUGGUGGCACCCAGCCGUUUGUGACCCCCUCCGCCCUGCACCUGCUCCUAUAGCACCAAGUGCACUUACCCCCCCUUCCAGAAAACAAGUCCCCUGCCUGCUCCAGUUAUUGCUAGGAUCCAUUUUGCCGCCUCCUGGUCAUCAUCACCAGCACUGCCCAAGUGCCAGGCCAAAGGGGCUGAGUGGCGCUCCUGACAGGCAGGAUGCGUAAGCAACCUUGCAGGGGGGUGCCUUGUCUUGGCAGCUCAGGACCAGAACUGUUUCCUACAACCAUGCUGUGCGCGGGGUGGGGGAGAGGGGGGGGUCAGACUCCUAAACCUGCACCCCUGCUCUCCCCACCGACCCACCCUCUCUUGCCAGCGUCUUGUGCAUCUCAGCUUUGCCACUUUCUCUGCUUUGGAAGCACAAACCAUUAGCCACACUGGCUUCAGUGGGGUUGGAAACGAAGAGGGGUGUUGCCCAAUUCCAGCUCCGCCCCUCCCUUUCGGUCACACCCCCCCUUCCAGUGUCCUCUUCCUCUUCCUGCACAUGCUGAGGUCAUAGUUCAAUGGUGCUAACUUCCAACAACCCUCAAAACUUUGCCCCAAAGCCAGGCUGCAUGGAGGAGAAGGGGGGGGGGCUGUCACCUCCUGCUCCGAUUCCCUUUGGCCCACAAGACACACACACCCGAGGGGACAAAAUCUCUUGCACAGUUUGGGUGUCCUGAAAUAGAACUGGAGAAUGUGUGGUGGUGGAGGGGAAGACUUGAGAUGUGGCCUGUUUGGGGGGCGGGGGUAAGAAAUGCACCUGCAGAACGGAAAGGAUGUGGGGGUGGGGGAAGAGCCAGUUCAGGUGUGUGACCUG